AUGUCGAGCUGUAAGUUUAUCGCAAUGACGAGCGGCAAAUGUCCGGGAAUUUGGAGCUUUUCGGAGUUUCAAAUGCAGAUUAUGAUGGAAGAGGAUGAGGGAGACAUGGGACAGUGGAAGUACUUCAAAACACGAGAGGAAGCUCGGGAUCAUCUUUAUAAGCACAAAAUCCCAGCGCUGUACGAAGAUGGCGAAGCAAUCGAAGCAUAUCCACUCAAUCGUUUCGCAGACCCAGUCAAAGGAUUGCCGACUGACACAUUCUACGAAGGACGCGACAAUCGAACUUGGAUUUUGGAUGACGAAGGCUCUCACGUGGUUUACUGCUCGAUCAUCAAGAAGGACGAAGAAUAUGGACUCGGGUUGCACUGGGGAAACGACCUUGAAAUAGCGCUACCGAUUCAUUCUAUUCACGCAAACAGAUCUAUGGACGCACUUAUUGCAGAGGUCAUCGGGGUUGAGGGCGCUUUGCGAGAUUCCCUACGUCUUGGCAAAAAUCGCGUCACUGUUCGAUGCGAUUCCGAGCACGCAGUAACCAAAUUGAACAAAGAACUCCAGCUGGGUGUCCAGUUCACAGGAGAAUUGGGCAACUACAGAAACGGGAACUUUGGACGAAAAGUGGCGCCGGAAUGGUAUGAAGUUUUGAAGCUAGCGAACGCGCUGAUGAGCUUGAAGAUCGAACGCGUCGACAAUACCGACAAGAAUUAUCACCGAGCGCGCAAGCUGGCUCACGAAGGAAGGCAGAUGAUGAAGGUCUCGCUCGACAGAGUCCACAAGACUCAAACCAGACCAAAACGAAACAACAAAAACAAGAACUAG
This is a messenger RNA of Oikopleura dioica, 816 nucleotides long. Lineage: Eukaryota; Metazoa; Chordata; Appendicularia; Copelata; Oikopleuridae. The record is from the annotation of a GenBank genome assembly.